Messenger RNA from Fusarium pseudograminearum CS3096, 228 nucleotides. RefSeq lists its product as uncharacterized. The record is from RefSeq and is a predicted model, not a curated record. The transcript has 2 exons. Bases 1 to 228 code for a protein of 75 amino acids. NCBI's taxonomy places the organism in Eukaryota, Fungi, Ascomycota, Sordariomycetes, Hypocreales, Nectriaceae.
AUGAAGUUUUCCUCCACUAUCGCUAUUACUAUUGGUCUCGUGGCCACGGUCUCCGCGGGUCCUCUUGCAUACGGAGCCUGCCAAGCUGGCUGCGCUAGUAUUGUUAUGGCAUGCUACAGCGCAGCUGGGUUUACUUGGGGAGCUACUGCGGGAGCUACAGCUCCAGCAUCGAUUAUCGCCUGCAAUGCUGCUUUCGGGAAGUGCUCUGCAAUACUACCUUACUAUUAG